AUAAUAAAAAUGUAGCUAUAAGUUAAAUGUAACGAGUAAUCAUGGACAUUCAGAAGACCAUUGGCUGAACUCUCCAUUUAGAAAAUUGUGAGAAGACUUCCAAUCAGAAUUACUAACCUCCCUAAUUAGUUCACACUUCAAUAUGAGGACUUUGACGGAGAUAUGAUUGAUGUCACAUGUGAUGCUGAUUUACAAACCAUUAGGGAAUGUUAAUUUGAUACACAAUUAGUCACAUUGUAAUUAUAUAUUUACUAAUUUAAGGUAUGUACAACAAGUUCAAGAGGGAGGAUUUAAGAAAGAAACAGGAUGUAAUAGAAGAGAAUUAAGAAAAGAACAUAUUAAAUAAUUAGUGAGCCAACAGGUCAUGGAACUAAUCCCUGAGAUUACCAAGUAGGUUAAACAAUCAAUGACUGUUAAUGAUGUUUAAAAUAAAAUUGAAACAUAAUCAAUUAACAGCACAGCCUUGGUAGAGGUCAAAGAAGCUAAAAAAGUAGUCCACCAGGAUGUGAUGUGUGAUGGUUGUAAAAUGUUCCCCAUUGAAGGUAUCAGAUACAAAGUAAUUUUUUUCAAAUUAUAAUUUAUAGUGUGCCGUUUGCAGAGACUUUGAUUUGUGCGAAAAAUGUGAGGAUCUUGGAAAUCAUGAACAUGCUAUGUUGAAGAUUAGAAAACCAGAACAGGCUCCAUCCAUUAUAGUGACAGCUAUUGUAUUUAAUAAUUUAAAUAUUAAGGGUGACAAAUCAGAUCUACCAUAAGGAAAUACCCUAAGAACCUAAAUAGCUUAGUUGGUUUAGAAGGAACUUAACACUUCUAUUCCAUAAUCCUUAGACAUUUCAUCAAUUUAAUAAGAAUAAUAAAUCUUAAAUACAUCCACCAAUCCAGUAGUUGUAGAAUUAUGCGAAUUGUUGAGAAUUAGACCAGAAGUAGCUUAGACUUUGAUAGAAUUGUUCCCAACUCAAAGCGCAUAAGAAAUAAUGGAAAUCGUAGGUGAUGACUUAGAAUAUUUGAAUUCCCUUCAAAGAUCAACCGUCUGAUAUA
Messenger RNA from Paramecium octaurelia, 1035 nucleotides. Lineage: Eukaryota; Ciliophora; Oligohymenophorea; Peniculida; Parameciidae. The record is from the annotation of a GenBank genome assembly.